This is a messenger RNA of Neodiprion virginianus, 4908 nucleotides long. RefSeq lists its product as uncharacterized. Gene Ontology annotation, molecular function: nucleic acid binding. The record is from RefSeq and is a predicted model, not a curated record. The transcript has 4 exons. Gene Ontology annotation, biological process: DNA integration. Bases 1 to 4908 code for a protein of 1635 amino acids. Lineage: Eukaryota; Metazoa; Arthropoda; Insecta; Hymenoptera; Diprionidae.
AUGACACCGACGUCUCCACUACUCACCAUCGAGGCGUGUAAGGUACGAAGAAAAACGAUUAAGGCUCAAAUUACCAGAUUCAAGAAUUUCGUGGAAUCGGAGGAAAAUUCGCAGUCCUUUGACCGCUUAGAAGUCCGCAUGGAGGGGAUGCAGAAAUAUUUUAAAGAAUUCCACGAAGUACAAACCAUGUUAGAAUUACAACAACCGGAAGAAGAUCACGAAUCGGUCCGAAUGGAAAUCGAAAACAAUUAUUAUGACGCGACGGCUCGCGCGAGAGCACUCAUACGUGCAUGCAACCCGCCAACUACACAGCGGUCUACAGAAAGUCGCGAGAGUCCAAACCCUUUUAGUUUUCGGGGUCAGGAACAUAGACAUAAAAGGCUUCCUCAACUCAACCCACCGACAUUUGACGGGCAGUUAGAAUCGUGGGCGACUUUCAAAACGCGAUUCAUGUCCAUGAUUAAUCGAAACGAUGAUUUAUCAGACUCGGAAAAGCUAGAGUACCUACAGUCGGCUUUAACGGGCAAGGCAGCCAAGGUACUUAACUCCUUAGAGGCUACGGAAGCCAACUAUCGUGAUGCAUGGGAUUUAUUAAUUUCAAAAUAUGACAAUACUCGGAAAACAAUUUUGCGACAUUGGAAUAUAUUAGAGAAUCUCGAGCCUCUGAAAAAUGAAAAUGCGGAUGCAAUAGAAGACCUCGUAGACACCAUUCAACAGCAUCUUCGAUCCCUCAAGGGACUCAACCAAGAAGUCGACAAAUGGGAUUGUGUGAUACUCUCUCUCAUCAUGAGAAAAAUUAGUAAACCCUUAACGCGGCAAUGGGAGUUAACGUUGGAGGACAAUAAACUUCCGUCGUAUCUAUCAUUGAUACAAUUUCUAAUUAAGCACGCGAAUUGUUCCGAACCAAAACCAACCCAAACAACGCCGGGCAGGCAAGGGCAAAAAACAUUACUCGCGGGUGGCAAGUUGUCAACCGCAGGCAGCAAGAGUACGCAUCAGACCUUUUCCACCACCACCAACGAGGCAUGGAAAUGUUCGGUGUGUCAAGAGAAGCAUGCAAUAUAUCAGUGCACGAAAUUCCUCGAUCUUUCGAUUGAAGAUCACAUCAAGGCAGCGUCACGCGAAUCAUUGUGCCUCAAUUGUUUGCGAGGAACACAUAAAACAAGGGAGACCGAAGCAGGUAUGAGCUUCGUCGUCAAUACCGCGGUCCGUAAACUUAUGGUGACUGCAAUGGUCAACGCGACCGAUCGUCAUAAAGCACACGUACCUUGCCGAGCUCUCAUCGACACAUGCUCUACCGCUAACUUCGUCACCGAAGACUUCGCUGCUACGUUACGAUUACCACGAAAACGAUGCAACCUAUCGGUCGGGACCCUUAACGGCCUUGCCACACAGAGCCAAGGACGUGUCACGAUCAUGAUAAGUUCACGUUACAACAAUUACAGCAGGACAUUGGAUUUCCUUACUGUAUCCCGCAUUGCGUCACUCGUGCCUGAUACGCAAAUCGAGCGGGAAUUAAUACCAAUCCCUCCAAAUAUCAAUCUGGCCGAUCCCGGCUUUCAUAAACCGGCACCCGUUCAAAUGCUCAUUAGCGCAGGGCCGGCAUUAACUCUCCUGUCAAUCGGGCAGAUCAAUUUAUCCUCACCUGGCGGGCCAGAUCUUCACUUACAAAAAACGCAACUUGGAUGGGUCAUUGGGGGUAAUGUGGCUCCUGCCAUUAAACCUCAACCGGAUUUUAGAUGUUAUCUAUCCGAAAUUCCACCAGACAUCUCUGCGUUUUGGGAAAUCGACGAAGGUCCUUCCAACGAACAUUUAUCUAAGGAGGAACAAGCCUGCGAAGAUCAUUUCUCGGCCACUGUGAGCCGAAACGAGGAAGGCCGAUACAUCGUCGCAUUGCCGUUUAAGGCCAAUAACAAGCUUCUCGGGAAGUCACGCGAAAUCGCUCUAAAACGUUUCUAUAGUUUAGAACGAACAUUCAAGAACAACCCAGAAUUGCGCAAAAAUUACGCCGCGAUCAUUCGCGAGUAUUCAAACUUGGGGUUCCUGUCAAGGGUUUAUGAUGCCCGGGAAGAAGGGUUUUACCUGCCCCACCACGCAGUCGUCAAGGCAACAAGCCUUACGACAAAAACUCGAAUCGUCUUCGAUGGAUCAGCUGCGUCCACUACGGGUGUCUCUCUUAACCAGACAUUAAUGGUUGGCCCGACAAUCCAAGCUGAUCUUUUUACAAUCUUAUUGCGCUUUCGGACCCACAACUAUGUAUUGACAGGUGAUAUUGAAAAGAUGUACCUUCAAGUACAAGUGCGGCCCGAAGACCGUAAAUAUCAAAGAAUUCUGUGGCGUGACGAGCAAGGUCAAAUAAACACUUAUGAGCUGAACACAGUCACCUUUGGCCUAUCAGCCUCUCCGUUUCUGGCCAUACGAAGCUUGCAUCAACUCGCAAUGGACGAAGCGGAACAAUUUCCCUUGGCAGCAGACAUCCUCCGACGGGACUUAUACGUCGACGACCUGCUCACGGGAGCUCCGACCCUCGAAGAAGCGACCAGAAUUAGAGACGAAAUUAUUGCUCUAUUGCAUCGAGGCAAAUUCAACUUGCGACAGUGCGCGUCCAAUUCGACUGAACUCCUGUGCGGUCUGACGGAUCAGUCGAUCAAUUUACAACUACAAUCCAGCGAUGACAAAACAUUGAAGACUUUAGGUAUUUAUUGGAACUCACAGCAAGACGCCAUCAUUUACACUGUGAAGAAAAUGGCGAUUCCCAAUAAGACUACAAAAAGAAUUAUUCUUUCCGAAGUCGCGAAAAUCUUCGAUCCUCUGGGACUGCUCCAACCUGUCAUUGUUACGGCUAAACUUAUCAUGCAGCAAUUAUGGAAACUGGAGCUGGCUUGGGAUGAAACGCUACCCGCCAAUAUUCACACUGCAUGGGUCGAUUUCUCGUCACAUCUUUCCGAGUUACACAACCUGACAUUCAGGCGGAAAAUAUUAUCCAGCAAUUCCGAACAAAUACAACUCCAUGGCUUUUGCGAUGCUAGCGAAAAGGCAUAUGGAGCUUGUAUAUAUUUGCGAUCAACAAACUCUUCAGGAGAAGUGUACUCUCAACUUGUCUGCGCGAAAUCAAGAGUCGCUCCAAUGAAAAAGGUACAAACGAUACCCCGUCUCGAACUUUGCGCGGCUAAGCUGCUAACAACCCUCUAUAAAACCGUUAUGGAGGCGCUCAAUGUACGAAUGGAUCGGUCGAUAUUCUGGACUGAUUCUACGAUUGUACAGCACUGGAUCAAUACAUCCCCCCAUAAAUUGAAAACAUUUGUCGCGAAUCGAAUUGCCGAAAUACGACAAGCUACAAAUCCGGACGAUUGGAGACACGUGCGAUCGCACGAGAACCCUGCCGAUCAAUUAUCCAGGGGUCAAUCGCCGGAAGAAUUUUUACGAAACAAUCUCUGGAGAACGGGUCCAUCCUGGUUAAAGGAAGAAGAAAGCACAUGGCCGAACUUCAAGAUUCAAAUUCCAACACUGGACGAGGAAAUGAGAAAGGACUCGUGCUUCACCGUUGCUGUCAACAACCACGAAAUUCUCGAGCGAUAUUCUUCGAUUGGCAAGUUACGACGGAUACUAUCGUAUUGUUUACGAAUGAAAAAGGAUAAUCAAUUUAAGGGCAUUCCUACCGUUCAAGAGAUCCGACAAACUAAUCAACGGAUAAUCAAAUUGGUUCAAUCUAGCAGCUUCAUGCAAGAAAUCCACGAUCUACAGAACGGAAAACCCCUCAACUCGAAAAGCGUCCAGUCUACUUUAUACAGCCUGAGACAACGUUACUGGGUAAUUGACGGACGAAAUCAGGUUCGCAAAAUGAUACUUCGAUGUGUAAAAUGUAUGCGAGCAAAGCCACCAACCAUAAACUAUAUUAUGGGGCAACUACCGAAAGGCCGGGUUACAGAAGCACGACCAUUCAGCAACGUUGGGGUGGAUUAUUGCGGUCCAUUCUACAUGAAGGAAAAACGAUUCCGUAAUCGAGCCCGAGUCAAAAUAUACGUCGCGGUUUUCGUGUGUCUCGUAGUCAAGGCUGUUCAUCUCGAAGUCGUCAGCGACAUGACUUCUGAAGGCUUCAUCGCUGCUCUUCGCCGUUUUGUAGCUCGACGUGGAAAACCUUCGAUCAUCAGCUCGGACAACGGGUCGAACUUUGUGGAAGCAAAAACCGAAAUCGAAGACAUUCAGAGGUUACUUGGUUCAAACGAACAUAACACCAAGGUGCAUGACUUCUUAUUGGAAAAGGAGAUCAAGUGGAAAUUUAUCCCUCCGUCAUCACCACACUUCGGUGGCAUCUGGGAAGCAGCGGUCAAAUCCUUUAAGCACCAUCUGAGACGGAUCCUCGGAAAUGUUCUUCUCUGCUUUAAAGAUUUCAACACUCUCGUAGUUGAGAUCGAGAGUAUUCUAAACUCGAGACCGUUAACCCCUUUAUCCUCGGAUCCUAACGACCCCUUAGCUCUUACUCCUGGUCACUUCCUGAUUGGCGAACCCAUGACUAGCCUGCCUGAGAUUGAUUUUAGCACAACACCAUCCAACCGUCUAUCCACCUGGAAACACGUACAGAAACUCAGGCGAGAUUUCUGGUCAAGAUGGCAUAAGGAAUAUGUCAAUGAGCUCAAUGUUCGACAUAAAUGGAACAGGGGAGACCACACCGUCGACGUUGGAUCCGUUGUCGUCAUUAAAAACGAUAAUCUUCCACCAUUACAAUGGCACUUGGGUCGCGUCACCGCAGCACAUCCGGGAGCAGACGGCAUCAUCCGGACCGUCCAGGUCAAAACGGCGACUGGGACCUUUGAUCGAAGCAUUAAAAAAUUGGCACCACUGCCCAUUGAGAAUAUUGAAAGGACAAUCGCGUCUACGAGCAGUGAAAACUCUAAAACGAUUAUGUAA